AUGCAGCACAACAAGGAAAUUAUUGAGGACUCUACCACUUUUCCCGAUAAACCAAUCAAGCGCUUAGUCUUGGAUGCCGCUCCUUUGCUCACUCAAGCCCCUAUUCGUGGAAUGGCACAAGAAUUCUACACAACUCCUCACGUUAUACAGGAAUUGAGGGAUGAGAAAUCAAAGAAGCAUCUAGAAAUGCUUGAGAUUCAAGGUGUUCAUAUAAAUGUACAACAACCUGAUCCAAUCAGUUACGCAAAAGUUUCUAGCUUCUCAAAGCUUACUGGUGACUACAGCGUUUUGUCCGGUCCUGAUAUGGGUAUUCUUGCGCUUACAUAUGCACUGGAAGUGAAAGAGAAUGGUACUGUUAGAUUGAGAGACGCACCCGGCAAAUCAACAGCAAAGAAACCUGUACAAAAUCAGAUCACAGACCCUAACUCGCCAUCAACUUCAUCACCAGCAAUAGGUGAUAAGCUGUCUGAAAAAAUACAAAACGUUACUCUAGAUGAGACGCCAAAGGGAAGGCAAGAACAAGAUCAGCAGGAUCCCCGUGCUCAACAACCUCAUCAACAACCCGCUGAGGAAGAAUUCACAACAGUAUCAAAGGGUAUGUCAAUAGCAGCAAAACCACGCCGCAACAAGAACACACAGUCUCAGGAUGACUUUGGAAGUAUACAGGUUGAUGAUAAGAGUGAAGGGGAAGACGAAUCAGAUGAUGAAGAUGCAGGUGACUGGAUCACACCAGAUAACGUAGAAGAUCACAAAGCAGUUGAUCUCGGUCACCAGACAAUUCAAGAGCAGUCGAAGAAGGAUACAUCAAAGAAGCCGCCCGUAUUCCUAAAAGCGGCAUGCAUGACAGCUGAUUUUGCUAUGCAAAAUGUACUCAUACAGAUAGGACUCAAUCUGGUUGGUACAAAUGGACAGAGAAUCAAAAGCGCCAAGAGCUGGGUACUCAGAUGUCAUGCUUGUUUUAAACUCUGCAGAGAUCAGUCAAAAAGGUUCUGCCCCGCUUGUGGUAACAGCACUCUUUUGAGAACGUCAAUAACAACAUAUGCACCUAAAUCAGCAGAUGCUGCACCUGUAGUUAAGGUACACUUGAAGAAGAACUUCCAGUACAAGAAUAGAGGUACCAAGUACUCUAUUCCUGCAUCUAGAGUUGGUAGCUCCAAGACUGGCAGUGGACUGCCGUUGAUAUUGCGAGAGGAUGAUCCAGAUUUCCAAAGAUCGGUGCACGCCGACCAAGUUGCAAAGCGCAAAGAGGAAAAAGCGCUGAUGAGAUCUCUCGAAAAGGGAAAAGCAGGCACCAGUGGUUUUACCGGCCAAUGGAUGGAUCCUGACUGGUUACCAGGAUUGCUUGCGCCUGACGCAAAUGCUAGGCGGACGGGAGGUAGAGGCCCUGCUCGCAUAGGUCAUGGACGGAGGAACCCGAACGAAGUACGCAAGCAGGGCAAGAAAAAGAAGUAG
Wallemia ichthyophaga EXF-994 is the source of this 1452-nucleotide messenger RNA. Its product is annotated as 20S-pre-rRNA D-site endonuclease nob1. Gene Ontology annotation, biological process: ribosomal small subunit biogenesis; maturation of SSU-rRNA. The record is from RefSeq and is a predicted model, not a curated record. Gene Ontology annotation, molecular function: RNA endonuclease activity. The coding region runs from base 1 to 1452 and encodes 483 amino acids. Gene Ontology annotation, cellular component: preribosome, small subunit precursor. The transcript is spliced from 5 exons. Lineage: Eukaryota; Fungi; Basidiomycota; Wallemiomycetes; Wallemiales; Wallemiaceae.